UGUCAUGUGAUAGGCUUCGUUUGUAGUAGUAGCUGACAGAAGCAGUCAGCGAGAAAUAGAAACAAAGAAAGAAGUUUGAUUCCUUUCCUGUGGACUCAGACAGGGUCUGUUUCUCCUAUUAUAGCAAUAGUUCCCCGGGUGGAGUAGUUGGAGAUUGGGUUCGCGUACCUGGCAGACCGCCGAACGCCCAGCGGACGCCAUGGGUUGUUGUUACAGUAGCGAGAACGAGACCACGGAGCAGGACCCUGACGAGCGUAAGCCGCUGAUCCCCCACCCGAACCCCGACAGCAAGCCCCUCAACGGCACAGAAUGGAACUCCAAUGUACCCUCAGCCCGCACAGACGAACAGGCCUUACUCACAUCCAUCCUUACCAAGACAGCUCUGAACAUCAUCGACGUCUCGGCUGCGGACUCACAAGGCAUGGAGCAGCAUGAGUACAUGGACAAAGCUCGGCAAUACAGUACAAAACUGGCCUUGUUGAGUAACAGUCUGUCUCAGAAGAAGCCCCUCCCUCUCCCUUCACUCACCAYCCAGCCGCACCAAGUGCUCGCUAGUGAUCUGGUGCCAUARUCGGAUGUACAACAGGUGUCCAAGAUAGCUGCCUAUGCUUACAGUGCAAUCUCUCAGAUCAAGGUGGACGCUAAAGAAGAGCUAGUGGUUCAAUUUGCCAUCCCCUGAUCUGCCCUCUGGCCUCCAUAAUACUCCUCCCGUCCUGUCCCCAAUGCCCACACUGCAUCUAUGUGUCCCAGUCCCUGUGCUACCCAGCUAUGCCACCAGGAACCUGCUGAGGACUAUGACAACCAGGCCUCCCCUGCUGAAAGGGUUAACCCACCUUGCCCUGCACCCCUCAGAACCACCUUUCAAAGCCACCAUUCAUCCUUCUUUCACCAGCCGUCAAAUGUUAUGGCAGUAUAAUGGUGUUAGGGAAGUCUUUGUUUUUGUUAUUUUAAAUGUUGUUGUUUGAAGAGUGACUGAGUCUGACUGAAUAAACGGUUAGCUAGCUGCAUGGCUAGGCUGCUGGUGGUGUUAGCGCUGGCUGUGAGUUAUUCAGGAGUAGCUAACCUCGUCUGAUAUGCAGCUCAUGUAACUAACUAACUAACCACAGCUAGGAAAAGAGGGUGAUUAUGCAUGUCCAAAUGUAGCACAGGAACAGGGUUAAAAAAGAUGUCCACAGCCAGCCAACCCACUACGGUGAGCAUGGGGAUGCUGUUCUGACACUUUGUGGACCGGUCACCCAGAACACACAUCCCACCCCUCAUGUCAUCAAUAUGAAUUUCUAGAAAGAGCCCUCACUAUAGUGUUCCUUAUCUUUGUUCAAAUCCUUAGAUUGACCUAAUGUAAGACAACUGGGUUGUGCAGGUUUAAAAACAGGAGGGACUUAGUUCAACUAUAGUACCUAAGUUCAAAUCUGAUAUGACCCGUAUGAGUCUUCUCUUGAGUUCAGCUCAUGUUGGCAGAGUGCAGGGGUGAAUGGGGGGUGGGGACAGCGGUUGGAAUCCACAUGGGUUUCUCUGAUUUCUGGGGGAAACAUGCUUAGCACUUCAAUAAUUUAGCUGGCAGUCCUUGAAUUCAUAUCUUUAGACUUCACAGAAACAAUACAGCUGGGGGUGGGCACUGGAUGGAACCAGGCUUGGGGGGAGGGGGUGGGUCUAGGUGGGGGGAGGGUUUGGGGGCUUGUAAUGUAAAUGAAUCAGUGAAGUGUUGAUGCCUUCUAUGUACAGAUUUAUGUGAUUCCGUCAGAAGCAAGAAAUGGAUUGUAUGCACCUCCCCAUUGUAGAGUCUGUUGGUCAGGAUUGGCUAAAGCUCCAAUGAAGUUGUUUUAGGAGCCAAUCAUAACUAAGGAUACAGCAGCCCAUUUUUUAUGACAUAAAAGGAAAAAAACUUAACACCCAAGUUUGUUUGAAUUUUUAAACAAAACUGAUUGUGACGAGUUACUCACAUUAACCAGGAACUGAAAGCUGUCAUGGCAGUUUGAGAUAAACAACCAUAACCUGUGAGUAUCACCUAAAUUAAAAUGAUCAGAGGCGUUGUAAUUAUUUAUUUAUGUUUUAAGUGUAUUUAUGCUCCGGGGUGAGUGUGUUUGUGGGUGGGUGCCUCUCUGGGGUCUUUAAAGGGAUGAUCUACAAGGCCGUGUUUAUUUUCCACUUUUUGCAGUGUGCUUGUUUUGUUACUUCAGUGUGCAAUAGUACCAGGAUAACAUUGUUCAUUUCUUAGGCUAGUACCAAAAGGUUUAUUAAGAUAUACUGUUAAUACAUUUUUUUCCCCCAAUUAAUGAAUUCAUUAAAGACUUUCAACCAUAA
Messenger RNA from Salvelinus sp. IW2-2015, 2301 nucleotides. RefSeq names its product ragulator complex protein LAMTOR1-like. NCBI's taxonomy places the organism in Eukaryota, Metazoa, Chordata, Actinopteri, Salmoniformes, Salmonidae. Gene Ontology annotation, molecular function: guanyl-nucleotide exchange factor activity; molecular adaptor activity. The record is from RefSeq and is a predicted model, not a curated record. Gene Ontology annotation, cellular component: lysosome; late endosome membrane; membrane raft. Gene Ontology annotation, biological process: endosomal transport; positive regulation of MAPK cascade; cholesterol homeostasis.